CGUGUGUGACGCGAGUGUGCGCGAGCGACUCUCAAAAUUUAACAAUAACAGUUUUUUUGAGGCUUCGAGCCUCGCGUUUGUCAUUUCCAUUGAAUUCGACGGCUUAAGCGGUGUGUGCGAUUCUAUUAAAAUUCUGAACGGUUCUCGAGUUGACAUUUGAUGUCGAAUACUGUCUGAGCGCGGAGGUGGGAAAUUCACAGCAGGGUUGGAGGUUUUUUUUAUUGAAAGUGUGGAAGAAUAUUCUAUCGAUCAAAGCAGCAGAUAGUGUACAAAAUUGCCGAGUGAAUCAAUGUGGAUACACCUUGUGGCUCUCGAGAAAAGGCCGGGCAUCGCUCUGUAAUUGUGGGAAAGAUUUAUGCCAUAUGCGAAGUGUAGACCUAGCGGAUCUUCGCCAGUUUGUUCGGCUAUUAGAGUGAAGAUCCUCUGUGGAAAACAGCGAUAUUCAUUGUUCUCGGUAGUCGCCGCCAUCAAGCCAAAAACAAUAAGCCGCUUUCAAAGUUGGAGCUAGUUUCACCGGGAGUUCGACAGUAGUGCACGGCGGGAAAAUGAAAAAUAUACGAGCCGAUAGCAAAGUCGUAGUUUGAUAGUGAAUUUUCUGACAUAAAAUAGUGUACCAACCAACCACAGACCAGUAGCGGCGAUAGUACAGCCCAUCAGCCACCGCAGCAAAAACAGAAAACACCACCUAGCAGGCAAAAUCGUACACUAUCAUCAGGUGUGAUACGAUGCGUGAAAUUUAGGCAUUUUCACCGCCGUCCAACCGAACGUCGUCGAUUGGCAGCCAGCGAGCAGAGAGCGGCUACCGGGUUUUCAUCGGACACGAAGUCAAAGAAAAGUUGUUAAUGUUGCUGCAAUUGUUGAAGUGAGUUUGAUAAAUCUUGCAUCGAAAGAAAAAGGAAAAUAUAUAUUUGCUUUUUUGCUAUCAAAGUGCCAUUGUGUGUUUGUUCCGAUAUCUUCGCCUGGUGCUGUGUGAAAAUAGCAACCGAAGUAAAAUACCAAAUUAGACAGCGCUGUGUGCUGUGUGUGAAGUGAUGUGAGUAAGGUUCCAUUGGUUUCACCUGAGCCGUAGCAAAGGGGAUCAUGCGACACUAGUUGCCCAGUGGAAAGUGAACCCAGUGCUUCCCUCGACGAUUCACGUGUAACAAAAGUUGCAUGAAGCGAGACGAGGAACGUGCUCGUAAGAUGUGGAGAGAUAUCGGAGUGGCUGCAAUGCAGCAACAGCAGCAGCAGCACGGUCCAAACUCUCUGCACCAUCAUCAUCCACACUACAAUGGCAAUGGAGCGGGCACGGGGCCGGCUAACAAUUCGCAUUGGAACCAGCCUGGCUACCGGAACUCGUACAGCUUGCCUCACCCGAGCCAGCAAAGCCCCGCCCACCACCAGAACGGUGCUAGUCGCUAUCAGCCGCACUACGAAAUCAAACCCCUAUCGCAAUCACCUUCGUUUCAAGAGAUUUCAAGUGGGAACUAUAACGGAAGCUCGCCGUACCCCAUCAAGCCGCGACCCAUGUCGAUGUACGAGAUCGGAAAUGGGUCACCUGGCCAGCAGCAGUUGCAUUCGCUGCCGCCCAAUUUCGUGCCACAUCAGAACAGAUCCAAUGGACGACCCUCGACGGCGGGUCCUCCUCCGUUCUCCAGACAACAGCAGCAACAAGCGUCGCAGCAGCAACAGAACGUGAAUAGUUUGCGUCAACAACCGGAAGAGUUGAAAGUCGACCCGGAACUAAUUUUCACCAAACAGGAACGAAUCGGCAAGGGAUCUUUCGGUGAAGUAUUCAAAGGCGUUGACAAUAGGACACAGCAGGUUGUAGCAAUCAAAAUAAUUGACUUAGAGGAAGCAGAAGAUGAAAUCGAAGACAUACAGCAGGAAAUUAUGGUGCUAUCACAGUGUGACUCCCCCUUUGUCACGAAAUACUUUGGAUCAUAUCUUAAGGGUACAAAGCUAUGGAUUAUCAUGGAAUACCUCGGCGGUGGGUCAGCCUUGGACCUGAUGAAGGCUGGCCUGUUCGAGGAAAUGCACAUUGCCAUCAUCCUGCGGGAAGUCCUGAAAGGUCUAGACUACUUGCACUCGGAGCGAAAGCUGCACCGUGAUAUCAAAGCGGCCAACGUACUUCUAAGCGAGCUCGGCGACGUAAAGCUGGCCGAUUUCGGCGUGGCAGGGCAGCUCACUAAUACCACCUCGAAGCGAAAUACUUUCGUAGGUACGCCUUUCUGGAUGGCACCGGAGGUCAUCAAACAGUCCAUGUACGACAGCAAAGCAGACAUCUGGUCCCUGGGGAUAACUGCAAUCGAACUAGCCAAAGGGGAACCGCCCAACUCGGAACUGCACCCGAUGAGGGUGCUGUUUCUAAUUCCGAAAAAUAAUCCCCCGCAGCUGACUGGUAGCUAUACCAAGCCAUUCAAAGAUUUUGUUGAAGCGUGCCUAAAUAAAGACCCUGAAAACAGACCAACGGCAAAGGAACUGUUGAAAUUUCCUUUCAUUAAAAAGGCGAAAAAGAACGCAUACCUGAUCGAUUUGAUAGAUCGGUACAAGAAGUGGAAAUCGCAGAAAGGUGAAGAAAGCGAAACGGAGUCAGAGAAUUCAGAUUCUGAGGAAUCCAAACCGGACAGUGAUCUGGAUGAACCAUGGAUCAUGACAGUCAAGGGGAUGCACUUCAACAAUUUCAACAAAAGCAACGCUAUGGAGGAACAGCUAGGAUCACCAGUCAAGCACAACGGAACCAGCAAUAAUAUGAUGAGCAUGGGUAACGCGAGAGAUCGAGAUCGGGAUUAUAAUCUCAAUCAGCAGAAAUCAAGUCAGACACGAACGCCAACGUCGCCAUCACAUCAGUCGCAGACCAGUUCGUCGGCACUGAUUUCUUCCAACAGCAAUUCCAACAGUAACAGCCGAAAGCAACAGCAACAGCAGACGAGUUCGUCAGACCGGGAGCCUGUGUCCCCCCAAAAGGAGAUCAGUCACUAUCCGAACGAACGGGCUAGCCUGGAGCGGCAGAGGGACAGCGAAAAGGAACGGGAACGGGACCGAAUAGAGCAGCGUGAACGGGAACGAGAACGAGAACGAGAGAGGGAACGAGAACGGGAGAAGGAAUCGGAACGUGAGAAUAAGGAAAGGAGAGGAUCAAAGGAGGUUUCCAACCAUCGAGGUGACGGCGAGGAGAAGGUCAGCAGUUUGCGACGAGAACGAGAACGUGAAACCAGUCACAGUAACGGUAAUCCCAGAAGUAACAGUAUUACGAAUGUAAACAACAACUCCAAGAGUCGAACGAACAGCGGUUGUUUGAAGUCGAUAAUAUUCCCCUUACUUUCAGAGAUGCAGCGAAGUUAUUCCAGCUCGAGUAACGUCGAGAUUAGCGACCUGCGGCUAGCGUUUGAAAAGGCCGAGCUGACAUGCCCCGGGGUGAACGAUCUGUUUGUAAAGGAAAUUAUUCACAAACUCGUACCCGGAUUCUCCGAAACCCGGAUCAAUACGCUUAUAGACAAAGUAACGCGAGAAUCCAAAGUGAAGCGAUAAAUUAUGCAUUCGAACGGUGUUUGGUAAAAAGUAUGAACUGUUGUUAUUGCGCCCCUUCCCAUUUCACUUCACCUCUCGAAUCUAAAGAAAAAAGGGAAAUUCGAAAAUUACGAAAAAAAAACUUCAAUCAGCUGAGCUGAGCUCAUUCGAUAGACAUCUUGUAAACAAGUGUACCACCAAGCAAUAGCGGUAACAAAUCAAUUCAUGUUAGAGGGCAUAACAAACGAGGACAGAGAAUGCUGAUAAUGUAUAUAUUUUGUUUGAAAAUGUUUGAAGAUAUUUAUUUUCCAACUUCUUCGACUGUUAGCUAUGAUUAAUAUAUUAGUUUCUGUAUUAUUACUGCCUUCUAUCUUUCGGUUACAACAUUCUAAGGAGAAAUCGCUUCUUAGUACACCACGCAGUCAAAAGUUUAAAAUCAACUGAUAGCACUGAAAACUGAGGACAAUAUGUCUUUUUUAUUUUCAAUACAACAGUAGAUAUUAUUGAUACAAAAAUUCAUGAAAUGUUUCAUUAUUGCGAAAACAUGCAAAAAACAAUCUUCGAACACGCUUUCCCUAGCAAAUAAUUCAACUCUUCGUCUUGCUGUAGAAACGACUAAAAAACGAAAACUAUAUUGCUACCUUCUGUAUAUAUUAUGUACAAAAUCUCUGUUUCUAGGUUUUAACUCUUUUCGAAAAUCUGCGAUAGCAUGCAAAUGACGUUCUUCCAUAGCUGUCUAACCGUAAAAUUGAUUUUGUUUUCUUUAACUUUUAAUCAUAUCUGAUUUGCCAAGUAGAGGGAAAAUUAUCAAAGCUAACUACACAGAAAAUUCAAUUGACUCAUCGUUUUACAUUUCUUCCUAUCUAGACGAACUUCCGCUUCAUCGUCAAAGAUGACCGUGCUUUACUAGAACGCGGCCACUGCUUACCUCCUGAGUGUUUUAUAGAUCCAUCUGUUAUCUCUAAAAUUGACGAUCAUUACGCUCUCACAUUUUCAGUACGCUUUGGUUAGUUGAUGUUUUUUUUUUAAUUCUUCAUACGCACGUCACGAGUCAUGUUUUUAUUGUUUAUUGCUUAUACGAGAUUGUUUUCCUGUUUGUUGUAUUACGCUUUGUAUUUUUGUUGAUCAAAAAUGGUUCUCCCAUUGUUUAAUCGUGGAAGAAAGCGAAAUCUCAGUCAAUUUUUGGUUUGACGAGUCACGCGUCCAAGCAGUUUGGCUCGAAUUCCUUUUACCCCGCAUCACGCGAAUUCGACCGUCGAAAAAAAACAAGAUUAAAAAAUGUAGCAGGUGUAGUCUGACCGAAUGGGACAAUUCCAGCGAGUUAGCAAGUAUGUUUAAAUAAUUUUAGCGAAAGUAAAUCGUCGGUAUGUAACUAUGACUGUAAACUAUGUGGUGUAGAGGACACAGUGAACAUUAAGCAUACCUGAACGGAGGGAGCUUUUCGCACACUGAAGUGGAAGGAAGAUAUGUAGUGUUUAACUGAUGCAUAAUACUAAUUUAACUAGGUAUAUUGAAAUAAAAAUUCACAUUUUGAAUACGAAGCAAGCGAUUCCUUUUAAAAUUUGGCAAAACCAAUAAAAUUAUGUAUUCCAGGAAACGUCAAAAACUAACAAUUUCAAGUACUGCUAAUGCAGUCGUAAAUUAAACAAAAAAAAUCAAUAGACUUCAAAAAACCACAGUAGCGCUGGGAUAGAUAUUGCAACAAAUAAUCUAAAACUCUUGUUAACACACACACGUUGUCACAAGUGAAUCAUGUAUAAAGUAAUGUGACAUGCUAACCCUCCGGGAAGCUAUAAAGAGAGAAAUGAAACGAGAAUGUUGUUUCAAGACGUGUUAGUUGGUUUCUAAUCAAAACCGCUCCAAAUAAGUAAAGUAGUUCCCCGAGAGCUCAGUAACACAGAUUACUGGGCCGUGCUAAAUAAGAGGGAAGAACAAUAAAAUCA
Sabethes cyaneus is the source of this 5432-nucleotide messenger RNA. It is a transcript of the gene GckIII, whose product is annotated as serine/threonine-protein kinase 26. Lineage: Eukaryota; Metazoa; Arthropoda; Insecta; Diptera; Culicidae. The transcript is spliced from 11 exons. The record is from RefSeq and is a predicted model, not a curated record. Gene Ontology annotation, molecular function: ATP binding; protein kinase activity. Gene Ontology annotation, biological process: protein phosphorylation. The coding region runs from base 1153 to 3510 and encodes 785 amino acids.